Messenger RNA from Siniperca chuatsi (mandarin fish), 1340 nucleotides. RefSeq names its product claudin 15-like a (gene cldn15la). Lineage: Eukaryota; Metazoa; Chordata; Actinopteri; Centrarchiformes; Sinipercidae. Gene Ontology annotation, molecular function: structural molecule activity. The record is from RefSeq and is a predicted model, not a curated record. Bases 261 to 920 code for a protein of 219 amino acids. Gene Ontology annotation, biological process: cell adhesion; bicellular tight junction assembly. The transcript has 5 exons. Gene Ontology annotation, cellular component: plasma membrane; bicellular tight junction.
CCAGUUGGAGCCACAGACGUCAGAUUAGCAAGAAAUAACUGCAGGACAGAGACCAGAGCCUCCAACAAGCAACCUGCUUCUGAUUUGAUCCAUUGAGGCUUUACCUAGGACGACCAGGCCUUGUGACCCUGUAAUUCCUGACAUUUUGAAGUCUUUCUCUUGAAGGCUUCGUUGUUUUUAGCCUUUUAGUGGCAGUUGGAGUCCUUCUGAGGGUCUCUCUGUUUUUUUCAUCUGUUGCUUUUUCUGGAAACGUUGUCAUCAUGUCGACGGCUGUGGAAGCAACCGGGUUCAUCAUGUGCAUAAUCAGCUGGUUGGUCACCGGAUCUGCGCUGGCUAACGACUACUGGAAGAUUUCCACCGUGUCCGGCAGCGUCAUCAUCUCCCAGAGGCAGUUUGAAAACUUGUGGCACUCCUGCGCCGAGAACAGCGCCGGCAUCGCCGAGUGUAGAGACUUUGAAUCGCUGCUCGCCCUCCCCGCUCACGUGCAGGCAUGUCGCGCUUUAAUGAUCAUCUCUCUGCUGCUCGGCCUCGGCUCCAUGAUCGUGUCUCUGCUGGGGAUGAAGUGCAUCAGGAUUGGCUCGGCCACCGACCAAUCCAAGGCCAAGAUCGCCUUCACCGGAGGGAUAGUGAGCAUCCUCUCUGGUCUGUGCUGCAUGAUAGCCGUUUCCUGGUACGCCUACAGAGUCGUGCAGGACUUCAACAACCCGUUCUUUGGUGGUGUGAGGUUCGAGCUGGGCACCGGCCUCUACCUGGGAUGGGGUGCAGGCUCUCUGGGCAUACUGGGUGGAGGUUUUCUCUGCACCGCCUGUAGGAGAGCGUCACCUGGAGGCAAGAAAGGCGGUUACUCUGGAAACGCGCCACAGAAGGUCUACACGGCUACAGCCAAGUCAGAUCCAGAUUCAGCCAGAGCCUACGUCUAAACACACACACACACACACACGCAUGCACGUGCACGCCGCACUACACUUGCAAAGACAUUGCAUUGGCUUCCAUUCAUUUCCUGAAGGGCCACCCUGACUUUAACCUGGUGAUCCUGACUUCUGUAAACUAAUGUGGCAAAGUUUUAACCCUGAAAAUAAAAACACACACACCAUUACACGUACUGUAAACACGCCGUGUCCUCGAAUGCCGGGGCUGGGACUGAACUAUGGACAUGUAGUUCCUUUUCUGAAAUACUUGCUUCUUUUUGUUUUGUUUUUUUUUUAAUGUGACUUCUGAGUUUUGGAUGUGAAAUCUUAAAUCUAAAUGUUGGGAAUACGUAAGGAUUUGUAGAUGAUUGUUAACGAUUGGUAUCCUGUUUGGAGUCAGUAAUUGUCUGAAUAAAGUUUAUAUUACAUAAU